Molecule: messenger RNA, 207 nt
Organism: Prunus armeniaca (apricot)
Lineage: Eukaryota; Viridiplantae; Streptophyta; Magnoliopsida; Rosales; Rosaceae
Source: the annotation of a GenBank genome assembly
AUGCCAGCCAAAAGCCAAAAGGAAUAUCUUGACCUAAGAGAUUUGCUGGAGGCAACGAAAGCUCAGUACAUACGACCUCAUAAUCGCGAUCGUAAGUCGAUCGUGAUCGUGAAAUCAAUCAUGAUCGUGAUCGUGAUCGGGAAGUCGAUCAGUCUGAAGUCCCCCAAGUUCAUGGAGAUGAGCAUGCUGGAGAAAGUAAAAUUUUGA